AUGGAGCCUGCGUUUGAUGAGGUGCAGUCCUUUCAGGACGCAGAUCGCGGUUUUAUUGAUCGUCUUGAUCCAUGUAUCAUCAAAGACGGCUCAGGUCGAGUCGUCUGGGAUAAUGAGAUCUACAACUUCCUGUCUGAGCCUGUCCCAGAAACUGCCAGCCCGAAAUUAUGGCGACAGGCUCAACUUGUUGCCAGACAAGGUCUUUACAAGGUUGUUGAUGGCAUUUACCAGAUCAGAGGCUUCGAUCUCUCCAAUAUGACGGUGAUUGAGGGGACCAAAGGGAUCAUUGUGAUCGAUCCUCUUACUUCGGCAGAGUGUGCAAAGGCUGCCCUUGAGCUUUAUCGCAAGAACCGUGGUGGCAACAAAGCCGUGAAAGGCAUGCUCUACACGCACUCUCACGCUGAUCAUUUUGGCGGAGCAGAGGGCAUAUUAUCCAGAAGCGAGGCGACUCAAGUUCCAGUAAUUGCUCCUCAUGGGUUCCUCGAGCAUGCUGUCAGUGAAAACAUCUUCGCAGGCAAUGCCAUGGCUCGCAGAGCUGGAUACAUGUAUGGAAACGAAUUGCCCAAAGGUCCCCGGGGCCAGAUCAGUGCCGGACUCGGUGCAACUGUCUCCUCAGGCACCACUACCAUCGUCCCACCAAAUAUCAAUGUUACUCACACGGGUCAGACUGAGAUUAUCGAUGGCGUGGAACUAAUCUUCCAAGUUACGCCUGGGACAGAGGCCCCGGCUGAGAUGAACUUCUUCCUCCCUCAAUUCCAGACGAUGUGCAUGGCCGAGAACGCCACUCAAUGCCUCCACAAUAUUUCGACUCUUCGAGGGGCAGCUGUCAGAGAUGCGCUUGCGUGGUCAUCUUACUUGGAUGAGUCAAUCUCACUUUAUUCAGAGAAAACAGAAGUUGCAUUCGCUUCGCAUCAUUGGCCGACAUGGGGAAAAGAGAGGGUAUGCACCUAUCUCACUCAGCAACGGGACCUCUAUGCCUUUUUGCAUGACCAGACAGUCCGUUUGAUGAACCAGGGACUCACUGGUAUUGAGAUCGCCGAAGACUUCACGCUCCCACCAAAACUCCAGACGGCUUGGCAUACACAAGGCUUCUACGGCUCAGUCAGUCACAACGUCAAGGCAAUCUAUCAACGCUAUAUGACCUGGUUUGACGGUAAUCCAUCUCAUUUGUGGGAGCACCCACCAGUUGAAUCUGCGAGACGCUACGUUGAUUGCAUGGGUGGCGCUGAAGAAGUCAUUAAGAAGGCUCAAGGGUACAUGAAGCAAGGAGACCUACGCUUUGCGGCCACACUUCUGAAUCACGUUGUCUUCUCCGAUACAGAGAACAAAGUCGGGAAAAUUAUGCUGGCUUCAACAUACGAAAGACUCGGCUUCGGCUCUGAGAACGGCCCGUGGCGCAACUUUUACCUGUCUGGUGCUGGUGAGCUACGCGGUCAAACCCUUCAUAAGAAUCUACUCUCCGACCAGAUGGAGAUGCUAAAGGCUCUGUCUCUUCAUCAGCUCUUUGCUUCCAUUGCUGUGCGAGUCGACGGUUAUAAAGCACAGGCACGUGAUUUUAUGAUCGAUUUGUAUGUGACUGAUAUAAAGGAGAAAUGCCGGCUCAUUGUCAGCAAUGGGACUUUGAUCCAUCGGACUGGGUUGAAACUGGGAGAGCCACAGUUUGGUACGGCAGACUACUCAUGCUCGAUGUCCCAUUCUCAGCUGUUGCUGUUGUUAGCCACGGGAGAUUUUGGAGGCAUAGAGAGUGAAUCCGGAGAUCGUUCAUACUUUGCGAAGUUGUUGUCUCUCAUUGUGAGUUUUGAUGAGGAGUUCAACAUUGUUGUACCAUGA
Messenger RNA from Penicillium canescens, 1830 nucleotides. RefSeq names its product alkyl/aryl-sulfatase. Lineage: Eukaryota; Fungi; Ascomycota; Eurotiomycetes; Eurotiales; Aspergillaceae. The transcript has a single exon. Bases 1 to 1830 code for a protein of 609 amino acids. Gene Ontology annotation, molecular function: beta-lactamase activity; linear primary-alkylsulfatase activity; zinc ion binding. Gene Ontology annotation, biological process: antibiotic catabolic process; dodecyl sulfate metabolic process. The record is from RefSeq and is a predicted model, not a curated record.